Messenger RNA from Penicillium mononematosum, 1071 nucleotides. Its product is annotated as phosphoglycerate mutase family protein. The transcript has 3 exons. Gene Ontology annotation, cellular component: cytoplasm. The record is from RefSeq and is a predicted model, not a curated record. NCBI's taxonomy places the organism in Eukaryota, Fungi, Ascomycota, Eurotiomycetes, Eurotiales, Aspergillaceae. The coding region runs from base 1 to 1071 and encodes 356 amino acids. Gene Ontology annotation, molecular function: phosphatase activity.
AUGAGACUCUCCACCCUCGGUUCAGCCCUUGUGGGCCUAGCUGUCGCGCAGGCAUCGACCAUCAAUUACACCACGGUCACAGGCUAUUUUCUACAGGAUGAGGAGUCGACUGAUCCCACUACAUUUGACUAUACAGCGGAGAAUUUCGGCCUGAUCGGCCGCGCUUAUCCCGCAGACAACGAGCACAAGAAACACGGGUCUCUGACCCAAUGGGAGCGUUUCUACCACCAGGUUACUAAGUUAAAUGAGCAUUCGCCCAAGCACGUUGAAUAUAAGGUUUUGUUCCUUGGUCGACAUGGGGAAGGGUGGCACAAUGCUGCCGAAAGCUACUAUGGAACACCAGCGUGGAACUGCUACUGGUCCGAACUCAACGGCAACAGCACAGCAAGCUGGGCAGAUGCCGACCUCACACCUGGCGGUAUCUCACAAGCGCUCAAGGCAAACGAGUUCUGGCAAAAAGAGAUAAACGAACAGCGAAUCCACACACCAGACCACUACUAUGUCAGCCCUAUGACACGCGCUCUGAAAACCGCCAACCUAACUUUCACGGGCCUGGACAUGCCCAAACAUAGCGCGGCCUUCAAGCCGACCGUGAAGGAACACUUCCGUGAAGGAAUCAGCGUCCACACCUGCGACCACCGCCGUAGCCGCAGCUACAUCCACGACCUAUUCCCGCACUGGCCCAUUGAGCAUGGGUUUACCGAGGAGGAUGAGCUGUGGAAUGGCGUGACGGCUGAAUCUAGUGGCGCGCAGGAUGUGCGGAGCGCCCAGGCUUUGGGGGAUGUCUUCUUUACUUCGUCCAAGAAGAAGUCGUUUGUCUCGAUUACGUCGCAUUCGGGUGAGAUCUCCUCUAUUCUGAGGGUUAUUGGACACCGGACCUUCAAGCUGAGUACUGGUGCUGUUAUUCCGGUGUUGGUCAAGGCUGAGAAGGUUGACGAGGAACCGGCUACCUCUUCUGUGCCUUGGGAGGUGAGUCCGCACUGUACUGAGCCGCCCGUUACUUCGGUUACGGCUUGUGUUUGUCCUUCCAGUGCGGUGCCUGUUACGACGCCUUUGGCUACGGGUUUCUAG